Molecule: messenger RNA, 513 nt
Organism: Nasonia vitripennis (jewel wasp)
Lineage: Eukaryota; Metazoa; Arthropoda; Insecta; Hymenoptera; Pteromalidae
Product: larval cuticle protein 1-like
Exons: 2
Coding region: 1-513 (170 amino acids)
Source: RefSeq, a predicted model, not a curated record
AUGUGCCCGAAUAGCCAGAGACACAAUGUUCUACACUCAUUUCUCUCUUUUUUUUCCAACUCUACACUCCUCUGUCCAAGCACCUGCACAUUUCACCAUGAAGUCGGUGAGUAUUUUAUAUACAACUUUAGUCGUGAGUUUUAUUUUUCAAAAAUAAUUAACAAUUUAUUUUUAAAACCAAAUCAGGUCGUAGCUUUCUUCGCCCUCCUGGCCGUAGCCUCGGUCGCGGCUCUUCCCGUGCAAAACGACGUCUACCUGGUGAACGAGACUCCCUCGACCAACAUCGGCACCGGCGGUUACCAGUUCGGUUACGAGACGAGCGAUAACCAGAGCCGCUUCGAAACCGCCCAACUCGUUGCUGUGCCUAAUGCCCGCACCGGAGAAGUAAGCAACGUCCUCAGUGUGCAGGGAUACUACAGCUUCGUCGAUAACACCGGCAGAAACUACUUCCUCGUCGAGUACACGGCUGAUGAGAAUGGAUACCGUCCCAAAAUCACGUACAAACAGUUAUAA